Messenger RNA from Argentina anserina (silverweed cinquefoil), 695 nucleotides. Its product is annotated as AP-1 complex subunit sigma-1. Bases 119 to 604 code for a protein of 161 amino acids. The record is from RefSeq and is a predicted model, not a curated record. The transcript is spliced from 8 exons. Gene Ontology annotation, cellular component: membrane coat; AP-1 adaptor complex; intracellular membrane-bounded organelle. NCBI's taxonomy places the organism in Eukaryota, Viridiplantae, Streptophyta, Magnoliopsida, Rosales, Rosaceae. Gene Ontology annotation, biological process: vesicle-mediated transport; intracellular protein transport. Gene Ontology annotation, molecular function: clathrin-cargo adaptor activity.
AAAAGAAUUACAUUCACAGCGUUAAAUCAUCGCAGGGAACCAAAAUAGAGCUCCAGUCUGGUUUUCGCUGAAGGCUUCGAGCUGUGGAGACAGUCAACCACUCUCUGUAUCGCCAGCUAUGAUUCAGUUUGUGCUUCUGAUAAGUAGGCAAGGCAAAGUUAGGUUGACGAAAUGGUACUCGCCGUAUACCCAAAAGGAAAGAACUAAGGUGCUUCGUGAGCUCAGUGGAGUGAUCCUUGCGCGGGGUCCCAAGCUCUGCAAUUUUGUGGAGUGGAGGGAAUACAAAGUUGUUUAUAAAAGAUAUGCGAGUCUGUACUUCUGUAUGUGUAUUGAUCAAGAUGAUAAUGAGCUAGAGGUCCUUGAGAUCAUUCAUCAUUUUGUCGAAAUUCUUGACCGAUACUUUGGCAGUGUGUGUGAAUUGGAUUUGAUAUUUAACUUCCACAAGGCCUACUAUAUACUAGAUGAACUUUUGAUUGCUGGUGAACUUCAAGAGUCUAGCAAGAAAACAAUUGCACGGUUGAUAGCAUCACAGGAUUCUCUGGUGGAGACUGCAAAGGAGCAGGCUAGUUCAUUAAGUAAUAUGAUUGCGCAGGCCACCAAGUAAUGAGGAUUAAAUUCAUACAGUUACCUGUUGUAUUAUUAACUCAAAUUGAAGAGGUUCUGUAUUAAUAUGGUUGUUAUCUUGCAUUUCCUUU